CGAAAGCACCAGUGCAGGAGGAUGUAAACAAAAAACUUCAGCAACUUUUCGGGCUCUGAAUUUGGGGUAAAAAAUGGAGAAAUAUUAAAAUCAGACUACAGCCGAUGUCGGCGGAGUGACGCUAAGAGCUGUGUGGAGUUGUUUAUCCGUCAGUCGGAGAUCCCGUCGCUGUUAUUUUAGCUUAUUUUACCAAAAACCGUCGCGCUUUUUCAGCAAAAUGUUGAGUUUCUUCGGGUUUCGGAAGGAUUCUGCCAAAAAAUCUCCAACUGAGAAAGAAACCGAUGGAUUUGUCAUUGUUGGUGAGACUCCUGAGGAGCAGAGGCAAAAAAUGCAGCCCUCAAACACUGUACAGCCAUCCACCAACGUCAUUGUGCAGCCAUCAAAGUCAUCCAGUGCGGGGCUGAGCAGAACUACAGAAGCUGUCCAGUCCACUCCAGUGGCGCCGACCGCUAAAUCCGCCGCAGAGCCGCAGAGCACAGAAGCCGCGCCGGCUCUUCCAGAGCUUCUGGGAGACAUACCGUUCACCUUGGCACCACAUGUCCUGGCCAUGCAGGCCGGCCUGCCCCUCAUACCAGAGUUCGUCCUGCCUCGGGACAUCAACGAAAACCUGGCCAGCUUCUGUUAUGACUUCACUCUGGAAAACUCAGUGCUCUAUGAGCCAUGAAGCCUGUCAGUUGAUCUAAACACUCCUAGGCCUUUCUUAGAGCAGCGGUUUGGCUAAAUUUAGAUUUAGAUUUACACUGUUUUCCCCCUUCUUACCCUAAAUGUGGUCGAUCAGCAUAGACAUGUUUGGUGUCUGAAGUUUGCUUCUUUAGUUUUGCGCUUGGGCUCUAGGGCUAAUGUAGCUAAUGAGUAAUGGAAGUUUAUAGCCCACCGAUUAGUACAAACUGCGAACAAACGGCCUAAAUCAGUACGCACAUCACACUUAUCUAAAAUACACUGAUCUGAAUCAGACUCGCUUAUGUGGUUUCAGUAUAAACAGUAUAUGUUUCUGUCCAUGUUUAUAGAUAACAGUAUGUCAUACAGUCAGAAACCACAUAAGCAAGAACAUUCAACUCGACACGGUUUGAAACAAGUAUGGUAACUUCAGCUGCUGUCACACUAGACAUUUGCACUUCAUGUUGCCUUCUGAAAUAGGCGUGACCAAGGCUGGACUGGAGGAUUGAUCCGAUGCAAAAACACAAAAGUGUGCAUAAUUAUACCAGAUGAUUAUAUACUUAUAAGAGCACAGUGCUGCUCGCCGAGUUGCAGCAACAACGUGUUGACCAGACCUUCCCAACCCCCAAGCUGCAGACCGAGACCAGGCUGUGGAUCGUUUUUUACUGGGCGUCAGCAGUGAAGCUGUGAGCUGGGGGGGAGUUUGUAGCCAAACUGCUGAAAUCCACUACUUUAUUAUCAUUACUGUACUUUACACCGAUCAGGCAUAACGUUCUGACCACCUCCUUGUUUCUGCGCUCAUUGUCCAUUUUAUCAUCUCCACUUACUAUAUAGGUGCACUUUAUUGUG
Molecule: messenger RNA, 1506 nt
Organism: Colossoma macropomum (tambaqui)
Lineage: Eukaryota; Metazoa; Chordata; Actinopteri; Characiformes; Serrasalmidae
Gene: umad1
Product: UBAP1-MVB12-associated (UMA) domain containing 1
Exons: 4
Coding region: 218-664 (148 amino acids)
Source: RefSeq, a predicted model, not a curated record